CACUUUGACAGUCGGCUUAAAAUUCAAAUUGGAAUUGUGAGUUAGCGCAUUCAUCGCUAAAUAUUUGUAUUUUAUUAGAAGUCUAUUAAAAGUUUUACUCUAAAAAUGGUUGAGGCACAGAAGUAUAGAAUUGAACAAGAAAUGACCAAUUUGGUCAAUGAACUCGAUAGGAGUUAUUUACGAAAAAUGCAGGGUGAUAUGCACAGAUGUGCGGCCAAGUGUUGCGACGAUCAGCAAACAUCCUUGGAGAGAGUGCAUGGAUGUAUAGAGAAUUGCACAUCAUCUUUAAAUCAGGCUAACAAUUAUGUUCAGCAUGAAAUAAACCUCCUUCAAAACAGACUGCAGCGUUGCGUCAUGGACUGCAAUGAUUCAGCCAGGGACAGGCUAGGGCCGGAUCCCAGUCAAGAAACUAUUGACAAAUGUACGAUACAGUUCGAAAAGUGCGCAGUAAAAUGUGUCGACAAGCACAUUGGUUUGAUUCCCAGUUUGAUGAAGACAAUGAAAUCUGUGUUGGCGAGCGGGAAACCGCCGCCAGUGAGGAACGAAUGAAAUACAGAUUAUAAAUAAUGUAGACUAUAUAUAACAUACACAGAUUAUACAAUGGAAACCAUAGUUUUAAUCAAAUAAAUAUGACAAAUGUGUUAAUGAUAUAAAUAACAGUGCCAUCCGAAAUACUGUUAAUAUACUGUGAAUGGGCUAGUGAAAAUAUUAUGUAUUUAACAAUAUCAGAUUUAUAAAACAUUUGUAAAAGUGUGUUUAUUUAAUACUGCCAUAUACAGAUACAAUACUGUUAAGUACGGUAGUAGUGAAUUAAACAAUAAUUAAUUAUGUACUCAAUUUCUUCAUUAUUUAUUGGCUUAAUUAAUAAGAGCUCCGGAUUGCAUAUUGACAGUUGCUAAUACACGUCAUGUUCUAUCUAGAUUAACAAUAUAGGGUUUUCAAUUAACGCGGGAAAAAUUUUGACGGUUUGUGACGGCCAUGUCGUUUAAGUGUAUCUGUCAAAAAUAUGACGAAAUAAAAUUUCCUUAGAACUAAUGGUUACGACGUUGGUUAUAUUUUGAUUGUAAAAUUUCUUAAUUCGUACAUACCUGUUAUUUGUGUUAUUUUGUAUGGUUAUAUGGCUUUUGUUACUGAUUAAUUCAAUAUGUUUUUGACAGCUGUCACUCAGACAACAAACUGUCUUAAAUUUAUCCGCGCUCUUUUUUUUAAUCCCUACUUAUAUAUAAUGGUCUCAAAACAUGAACACUUAACUUGUAUAUAUUACUUGGUUACAGUUGCUCCUUAAAGUUAAAAUAGAAUCAAGAAUUUUUUUUAUCGAUAUAUGAAAAAAAUAAAAAGAAAGCUUAAAAUUUGUAUUUUUGUAAUCCAACUGCAAGCAUUUAUAGCCAAGACAUAAUCGUUGAACUUUUAUAAAUAUUAUGCAUUUAUUCAAUAAUUUUUGUUGUGUUGGAAGAAAAUACAUUAUAUUAUUAAAUAGUUACUGCUUUAAUGUAACGAGUAUAUCAUUUUUACCAUCAGUCUCAUAAAAAUCAUUCGUAAUUUUGGUAAGUAGAUAUAAUAAAAAGUUCCGAAACCAUUUUUAAGGUAGGUAUCUACAGUUAACUCUGCAAUAAUUAUAAUAAAUGGUAAAAUGGUUGUGCCUACCUAAUAUUAAAAAAUAAUGCUGGUAUUUCGGCUUUAGCCAACCUCAACAUACACUAUUUAAGUGCGCAGGAGAGUAAAUAAUAAAACAAAUUAAUGGGGGCUACAAGGAAUGCGUUUUCAUCUGACUUCAGUCUUUAUAACAUAACUGUUACUGGAUGAACAGAUUUUCAAAUGAUAUUUUUUUUUUUUUUAAAGUGUUGUCUGCCAUAUGAUCCCAUUGUAUUCUUCUUGUUUUAAAAAUUUGAAGGCAUUUGAGUUUUUUGAAGUAUAUUCCUUUUCCCUUAUAAGCGGGCAGCGAAUUCGCAGAGGCACUACCUCUGCGAGUGAUGUGGGCGGUGGUGAUCGCUUCACGGGCGAAUCACCAGCUCAGUUGCCCGGUUAUACCCGCUUUGGUAUGAAAAAAGAAAUGUGCAGGUGUCUUUUUACCUCUUAAAGGCUGUAAUUUCCUUAAUAAUUAUUACACCUACAUGUAAUUUCCUUAAUAAUUAUUACACCUACAUGUAAUUUCCUUAAUAAUUAUUACUACCAUUAUUUAUCAACGUGCACAUGUAUCUAAAUUAUAAAAGUAGGGACAUUGGCUGAAAUCAUCUAAGCAAUUGCAUAAGUGAUUGUUAUAAUUUACUUCAUUGUAUAUUAAGUGUUGUUUAGUUUAGAGAAUUAAAUAUUUGAUCGAAUGCA
Molecule: messenger RNA, 2322 nt
Organism: Zerene cesonia (dogface butterfly)
Lineage: Eukaryota; Metazoa; Arthropoda; Insecta; Lepidoptera; Pieridae
Product: protein FAM136A
Exons: 4
Coding region: 106-549 (147 amino acids)
Cellular component (GO): cytoplasm
Source: RefSeq, a predicted model, not a curated record